GAACUUUUUCCACUCACGUCAGACAUGCCAUGGCUGACUUCAUGCAGUGUUAAGGUAAUGUAAGUUAAUGUCUCAUCAAUGUUUUGUCAUAACUGCCACCUAGUAACCAGAAUAUUACACAUCACUUGUAUUUCAAUAUGUUUUGACUGAUAAUGUCUACCACAAAACAAUCAUUUAUUAAUUAAUCAAUUUCUGAAAGAACGCAAUAUAGUGAGGGAGCGAUAAUCAAACCACGCUAUUGCGAGGGAUGACCGUGUCUCAAAAGGUAAAGGCAAGUUAACACACAACAGAAGAUGAGGUAUGAUGCCACUUUUAAGAUAAUGAUCAAUGAAAUCGGGCGUCUAAGAAAUAUAUCCUUUUUUUAACGCAAUCUACCUGUCAAUUACAUUGAAAACGUGAUUUUUAAUAUUUUGUCAAAUGUGUGCAAAGGAUUUUUUUGUGAAUUUAAAAAUAUGUAUUAUUAAACAGGUCUUGAAAAGAGGGAUCGCCUUAUAUUCAGAGUUGUCUUAUAUUAGGUCAGUACGGUUAAUUUCUAACAACUGAGUCCACAGCUGGUAUUGAUUGUUAAUUGCAUCUUGAAGCAACUGAACUACUCCACGAAUAAGAAGUUGCAACCAGCAAAAGCAACAUGACACCAGCUAUGGAAAGUUGAGUUACAUCCUAUUUUCCCCUUAGAUGAACAAGGAAAUUUAGUCAAAUGCCCAUCCCUAAUCACAACCAUACUUUUUUUUGUAACCGGCAGUUAAAAUAAAAGAAUACAACAGGUACCUUUUUUCAGUUUCUGGAACGAUGUGAUCUUCCGAGGGAUUUUGGGCUUACGGUCUUUACAAACCACCUGCUCAGGAGUCAGGACAUGGCGCGCUUUGUAGGUCAGUCCAACCCUGUGAAGAUGUCCUCUCACGUGAUUGGACAAGCCCACUCCCGACUGGAAGACCGCAGGACAGUACGGGCAGCUCUUGCGGUCCAGUUCCAGCUCUGACAUGUCUUCUGCUAUGGAUUCUUGCAGUGGCAUUGGAUGAGAGUCAAAGGCUUCUUGAAACACUUCUGUUUCGAUGCAUUCUUCUUUUAUUGUAGGGUCGCUCUGCUCCUGCUCCGUGUUUUUUGCUUUCUCAAAAAGCUGUUUUGAUGCUUGCAGAGCACCACGUAUUGACAUUCUUCUGCUAUAGGUAUAAAUUAAAUUAUGAUUUUCUGGAUUGACACCAUUGUCAAAAAUGUUGGCAUCUGUAUCUUUUAGAUGGAAAGUGUCUUUUCUGUUAUAGUCAUCAGCAUCUCCUUGGUUUAGUCUCUUCGGGCUUGGCACAGGUUUUGGCAAGAUGAAACAUGAGUCUUGGUCAGAAGUGUUGCGGUACGGGGUGGACAUCUUUCUUUUAGAUGGGGACUUCCUGAUGGGCGACUGAUGUAGGUUGCAAUUGGAAACUCUUUCCGCCUCAUGGGAUGAUCCUGUGAGGCCAUUUGGAGAUAACACUGUAUUUUCCCUAACUGGAGGGGCUACCUGAUCAGAACCUUCUUUUUCACAACUCCAAUCAGUUACAGAUGUGCCGCAUGCGUUUUCUUUCCUCUGCACUGCAGUCUUCCUUCCAUGUUUUUGUCGGGACAGUAGAACAUUAAUGGAUUUAUCCAAUUUGGAUUCAGUUAGUUGAGACUUUAGACCUCGCCUGAUCUUGUUACUUUUAAAUAAAUCCGAAAUGUCGCUUGGCUCAGCGGGCAAACAAGCCCUUUUUGAAGAGACUUGAUUUUUUAUCAUAAUUUUUGAGGUCAACUCUGCAUCUUCUGCUUCUGUGCAAGAAGCAAUGUGCUGCUCUUCGGAUGGUUGUAUGUUUUUCUCAGCAUACUGUGCAGAUUCAUAUUCCUCAAACUCUUGUUGGUGGCGACGCAGCAGGUGAUUUUUAAAAACAUUUUUGCUAAAAGCUUUGUAAGAACAAAUGUGGCAAGAGAAGGUUUUCGAGUCACUGUCCCUGAUUUGCUUUCUAACCGCGUUUACAGUGUGCUGUACGAUGUCAUGUCUCAGAAGAUCAUGCCUGCUCUCGGUCCUGUAGCUACAUUUGUCACAUUGAAACUUUCUCUUGUCGUGGGUUUUUGCAUGUUGAACAAACGUGUUGGGGCAGUUUGUUCUAAAUGGACACUGCGGGCAGAAAAGCUUUGCAUCGUUAUCCUCAUUGUUCUUCUCCGCCCAUCCUUUCAGUUCGUCGGGGAGCCUUGAUCUUUUUUCAUGGUGCACACGCAUGUGCUCAAUCAGGAGACUACUUUGUCUGAAAGAAUCGCCACAUUCUCUGCACAUAAAGGUCUUUGGCAAAUUAUUUGGUGGGUCUUCAUGAGUUUUCAUAUGACGUUGCAAAUGAUAGGCCUUCUUGAAAAUGAGCUUACAUUUUGAGCAUGGGUGACGAGAUGCUUUCUCCUCUGAAUGCGAAUUCACUGUGAGCCUCCCAUUCAACGAUGAAAGGCCAUGGCUUGGGUUAUCUUCAUGUGAAUGUCUUCCCGGUACGUUGCAGAGAACUUGCUUGAUGGCUUUCAUGGUUCCAUUGGGAUAACCUGGAACGUUCACUGUCUGGGAUGUCUGCAGCUUAGAGAAAGUCCUUGCCUGUCUGACAUCUUUGAGAGGAACUGAGUCCACUUGGUCUUCCGUAUGAGAAAAAUCCUCAGGUGACUUGCGACUCAAAUCUGAAUACACGUCCUCUGAGGGAUCCAUCAUGACAACCAUGUCCAUUUUGCAUUUUCUUCUGUUCUGGUUGUUUAGAGGAUGCACUUCCUCUUGAGGUUCCUGACCUGAGGAAUCAUUGUGAUUCUCCCACAGAAGCUGCAUAAACUCUUUAUGAGGGUCCCAUUGGAUGUCACUGGGGCUACUGAAAUCAUCUGACGAGUUCGCCGGCAAAUCCACAUCAAAGCCCCAAAUUCCAGCAGUAUCUAUUUCUUGCACAGUUUUUAACUGGGUGAUGCUUUUUUCCUCAUCUUUUUCUAUGGGCAUGCUGUUGAGUUCAUCAGCCUGUGUGGCCUCUUGUAAAGAAAGUCCAUUUCCUAAGCCAAUUGGAGACAACAUGUCUGUGUUUGACAGAACAUCUAGGACAGUGGAUUGCUUUAGAGUCUGUUUGUCCAAAGAAUCAUUGCAAGAGGUUGAUUCUUCCGCCAUUUUCACUGAUUCUUGCAGAAGGAUGAGGGCGUUAAUGUCAGGCUCUGCAUCUUUGUCAUCUCCAUCAACACCUGCCAGACAUGACAUUUCAGCUGCCAUGGCCUAAAAGACAGCAAAAGAAGUAAAAGAUUUUUUUUCAACAAAAAAAACCUGGACGACUCCGCUGAUUAGUUCAACACAUUUCAUAUGGUCAAUUGAUGUGUAGUUUGCAUUUUCUGUCAGUAUGCUUCCAUGCACUAAAUUAGUCAGAUUAUUUCUCCAUUUUUCACAUCUCAGCGUGAGGUCCCUGUUUAUAUGCACAAUCGCCCCUGCGAUUAUUGGCCAUACGUUGAAUGCUAGAUGGCGCUUAUGUUUCUUUCAGCACGGGCAAAGUUUAGCGUUUCCAAUUGACCUGUUAUGUCAAAUAUAAACAAAGCAUCGCGGCCAGCAUUUCCCAGAUUUGUUGAUGAUAAGCGACUUGAGCUGUUUUUUGUAAAGACGUUUGCAACUUCCCAAGUUUCCUGUUUUGAAUUUUUUUUUUUGUAAAGUCGCUUGCAAAUUUAGACAGUUUAGAUUGCAGCUAAAGAUACAUCCAUGAAACAUGCACACAUAUUAGCUUAGCUACAAAAAAACACCUAACAUUGACACAUAUCAGCUACUAGCAAUGUGUAUGCAGAGAACAUUUUGCAAUUUCUACACAAUCAUGACCCACUUGGCCACAAUUAAUUACGGGUUACAUUCCCGCCAUGGAGACUGGCGUGUGCACAGAACGCCAGCUCCGCUCCAGUACCACGGACAUAUAAGAGAGAGAAUUAGUUUCCAAGCGCUUAAUCUAGGUAUGUUAAUCUGACUUUUAAAAAGCCAAACACGAUCUCGAUUAAGGCAUUUACAUGCAUGUUUAAAAUGUAGUUUUAUGCAAAUUCAUGCAAUAAUUUGUUGGGUUUUUUUGAGCACGCAAACAUACUGAGUGUGUGGUUGAAUGGGUUCUUUCUGGGUUUCCUUCCCAGAGUCCAAAAACAUACUACGUAUUGUUAUGUUAGUUCAACUAAACACUCAAAAUUAGCCAAUUUCCACCAUGGACAAACUACAGUUUGACUAAAAUGCCCAAAAGCGUGAAAGUGUGAUAUAAUUUUUAUAAAAACUUCAUGGUCCUCUGAUAAGAAACAAAAACUUCAUAGUCCUCUGAUGAUAAACUAAUCCAUAACAGUGUAGUAUGCAUGCCACGCCAAUAGAUGGGGAUGUAACGCUGAAAGCCUUCAAAAACAUCAAAGAAAGAUGAUCGUCUGCAGAAAACCACAUAUAGUUUGGUAGUCUGCCAUUGUUCCUGCUGUCUUCCUGCUCACACAGUAAUAUUUAUCUAUAAGUAAAAUACACAUGCGUGAACUGAGGCCGGGAGGCUACAGUCUUUACAGUAAUCACAUAUUGCAAGCCACUACUGUACAUGAACAAACCAAUAUGUACACAACCGUUUAUGUGUAACCACAACUGAUUUUGUGUCUUGCCUAAAAUGCAGUUGGGAUCAGGUUAUUCAAGCGUUACUGCUCCAAUUAGCGGUGUUUACAAGCUACUUAGCUUGCUAAUGCAUCGUACAUGGCCAUUGCUUAAAUGUUUAAUUGAAACCAUUUAUGAAGGACAGAAGGAAGUCCGAUGUCUCGGAAGUGCAGGGCAAUAUAAGUGUCACAAGAAGUGAGUGCAUCAUCACAAAAUACGAGGAGAGCAUCAACACAGCAGAGACAAAACAGAGGGUUAAAUGACAAUAAUGGCUUUUGACAAUCGCCUUUGAAUUGUGUAAAACUUUCGCCAGCGUAGUUUAUAGAUGUAAUGCCGGCUAACAAUGUAGUUGAUGCCGGAGUUAUGGACGUAUUGGUAGAUCAUUGUUUCCUAAUAUUUCUGCCAUUAAUAUUAGCCUGUGUUGUUGGAUGCUGCUGGCAUGAGCUGCAGACCAUUCCAACAAGGCUGUUCCAUACCAAAAAAACCCAUUACCGAAGCUAAACUGCAGCUAAUGGCAAAUACCACUCACUCGAUUCGACACGGAUGGCAAUGAAAUGUUAAAAACGAGCACAUAUUACCUCCCAACUGUGUGGAUGGAGACUGGACGCAAGGAAUACGGAGCAUUUGACAAAUUCUGACUUUCGUCUUCCAUCUACUUCACAGUCGCCAUUUUCCGUGGUGGUCUGGUGUGGCACAGAUCAUUUAUUUUUUUAAUGGGUAACCGUGCACAUGUUUUCCCGCACAGCACCAAAACCAACGAAGUGGACAUUCGCAGGGUUGUAAUGUGAACAAUUUGUGCUAAGUGUCGAAUCAAAGCUACGUGUGUUGCUGUCGCUUUGAAUUUAGCCACGUAAUGUUUGGAGUCGGCGCUUGUACCCCCGCAAAGUGCUAAGAAUGGUACGUUCCACAUAGAACGCAUAAAAGAGAGUUAAUGCCCAUCCCCUGUAGGUGGCAGAUUUUGGUAUCAUAAUGGUGAAUAACCGUCGUUAGACUAGUUUAAUCGGCGCCGAAAUGCAGUUAACAGCUGCGGGGGUUAUUAUUUUUGAAAAAUUAAAACACAAUGGGUUGGUUAAAGAAAGUUAGCUGACAGACAGGCAUUGAUGAUGAAGACUGGAGAGACGUUACCAUAAUGCCCCCAUAGCUGCCUUGGUAUGGCUCUUUGUUGCCCUGAUGGAUUAGUCUGUUGUAACAUUGCCUAUUUAAAAACUAUACGUCACCUAAUUAAUUGGAGGACACAAAAGUCUCAUUCUUUUGUCAUGACAAACUUUCAGCAUGAUCAACAUUAAUCAAUUACAUGUGCAUGGAAGCCUUGAAUAUGCCUGAUUUCCCCCCCGUUGCAUUAAAAAAUUGUUUUUUUCCCACACAAUUAUAAUUAUUCUGCCCGUAUAUUUUUAAAAAGUGCCAUACCUGAGAUUAAAAUUAGUAAGGUGCCAAAUAAUACGGUUGAUAGCGAUUUUAAUUUGCGGAUCAUUCAAACUGGCAAUGAGGGCGACUACUAAAAUUUCUAAUGGUUAGAUUAAUGACAAAUAUAUGGCGUCAUUGUAUAGCAUUCUUGAACGGAACAAUUUGUGAACACAGUGACACCCCUUCAAUCGACAAUGAAUGGGUUUUCCAACUCAGAUGACUGCACCUUGUCCUUGGACAAUCUAUUUCAUGAGAAACCCAUUGUCCACAAAGUAAAGCCACUGCACCAGGAGGCCAGUGCAUGGCAGCUGGAAUCACCUCCGUCUCUUUCACAGAUUCCAACCACUCAGGUCAUGCAGGAAGGGGCAGAGUCGCUAGCUGCACUGUGCAAAUUCACAGGUUUCUCACAAAAGAAAAGAUCAGCUGGCAAUUUCUGUGGGUUAAGCAGCGUUGAGAAAGACAACGAGGAGAUCCAAGAUGGCAGCUGCAGCACCGGCAGAUACGAGUCCCUUUGGGGAGGUGAAGGCUUCAGCACCAUAGCUGAAGAUGAAAGUCUGCAGGACGCUGAUCAAGGAACCGUCAGCAUGAAAUAUUUAUCUGUGGGCAAGAAUAAAGGUCCACCUCUGCAGAGAAGCUUGUUCAAGGUUCCUGCAUUGAGCGGCGUAAGUGACUCGUCCAACACAAAUGACCUCUGCAGCAGCGACAGCAGCGGUCGCCAGACAGCAGCCAGACCUCAAACUUUUCCCAGUGUGGUUACCAUGGCAACAGCGCCUCCUCCUCAUCAGCCACCACCACGGGUGACAUUUAGCCAGGCCGCUCCUCCUUCCCCCUUGAAGAAUCCCUUCCUCCCCCUUGCUUUGGGCUCGUCUGCAUCGAGUGUCAGAUCCCCCCAGCAGACGGCACAUGCAGAAAUGCAGAACAAGGGCACAAAGAGAGCCUUGGUAACCCCCAUGACGCCUCAACCGCUCCACAUUCAAGGGUCUUCAGAAUCUGACAUUUUGCGCCCGGUCUCAGAAAUCCCCGCUAAGUUCAGACCUGUAUUCGAUGAGUUCCCCUUUUUCAACUAUGUCCAGUCCAAAGCUCUUGAUGAUGUUCUUUAUACGGACAAGAAUUUUGUGGCAUGUGCACCUACUGGAUCUGGUAAAACAGCACUGUUUGAACUCGCCAUCAUUCACCUGUUGAUGGAGACCUCAGAGCCCUGGAGAGAUGUCAAAGCUGUAUAUAUGGCUCCCAUCAAAGCUCUCUGCAGUCAGUGCUUGGAGAGCUGGACGAAGAAGUUUGGACCUCUGGGGCUCAACUGCAAGGAGCUGACGGGCGACACAGAGAUUGAUGACUUCUUUGAAAUUCAGGACUCCCACAUCAUCCUCACCACCCCAGAAAAAUGGGACAGCAUGACAAGAAAGUGGAGGGAUAACUGUCUGCUGCAGUUGGUCAGGCUCUUCCUUAUAGAUGAGGUUCAUGUCGUGAAGGAUGCAACUCGUGGUGCCACUCUGGAAGUGGUGGUUAGCAGAAUGAAGGCUGUGCAUGCAUACAGGACAGCCCAAAACCCAGACACAGCCCUCUCUAUGAGGUUUGUGGCUGCGUCAGCCACUAUACCCAAUAUUUCUGACAUAGCAGACUGGCUUUCCAGCGAGAAAGGUCCCGCUACAUAUUUGGAGGUGGAUGAGAGCCACCGUCCAGUGAAGCUGAGGAAGGUGGUGUUAGGAUUCCCCUGCAGUCCAAACCAAACAGAGUUCAAGUUUGAUUUGUCUCUCAACUACAAGAUGGCCAAUGUCAUACAGACUUAUUCUGACCAGAAGCCUGCUUUAGUGUUUUGCUCCACUAGGAAAGGAACCCAGCAGUCGGCUGCCGUUCUGGCUCAGGAUACACGGUUUAUUAUGCCGUUUGAACACAAGCAAAGGUUGAAGAAAUAUGCACAGGGCAUUGUAGAUUCAAAAUUGAGAGAUCUUGUGAUGCUAGGAGUUGGUUACCACCAUGCUGGAGUUGACAUGUCAGACAGAAAACUGAUAGAAAACGUCUUCGCUCUGGGAGACCUGCCUGUCCUUUUUACCACACGCACACUGGCCAUGGGAGUCAACCUGCCAGCUCAUCUGGUGGUGAUCAAGUCCACAAUGCAGUAUACUGCAGGCUCCUGUGAAGAGUACAGCGAGGCUGACCUGCUGCAGAUGAUUGGCCGGGCUGGGAGACCACAGUUUGACACAUCCGCCACGGCAGUGAUCAUGACCAAAGUGCAAACCAAAGACAAGUAUAUGAAACUGAUGAACAGGGUGGAAAUUCUCGAGAGCAGUUUGCACAGUCAUCUGGUGGAGCACCUCAAUGCUGAGAUAGUUCUGCAAACCAUCAAUGACGUCAACAUGGCUCUGGACUGGAUACGCUCCACCUUCCUCUACAUCCGAGCACUGAAGAAUCCAUCACAUUAUGGUUUCUCUGCUAACUUAGACAGAUGUGGAAUUGAAGCAAAACUUCAAGAGCUGUGCCUGAAGAAUCUCAACUCUCUGUCGUCUAUUGGAUUGAUCAGUAUGGAUGAGGACGUCAACAUUAAACCGACAGAGGCUGGCCGGUUGAUGGCGAGGUGCUGUGUCGCCUUUGACACCAUGCAGCAGUUCCAAAAAGUGUCUGGCACUGAGAACCUGUCUGACCUUAUCGAUGUGGUGUCGAAGAGCAGAGAGUUCACUGACAUCCAGUUGAGAAUGAAUGAGAAGAGACCCUUGAAUAUCUUGAACCGGGACAAGAACAGGAUUACCAUCAGGUUUCCAAUGGAAGGAAAGAUCAAAAGCAGUGAUAUGAAAGUGAAUUGCUUGAUUCAAGCUCAGUUGGGUUCCAUCUCAAUUCAGGAGUUUAGCCUCACACAGGACACAGCAAAAAUCUUCAGGAAUGGGUUGCGAAUCACCAAGUGCCUUUUUGAAUUCCUGAGUCAGAAUUCCAAGAUUGGGUUCAGUGCUCUGCUCAACUCUCUGAUUCUGGCCAAAUGUUUCAGAGCCAAGCUGUGGGAGAAUUCGCCUUAUGUUUCUAAACAGCUUGACAAGAUAGGUCAGACUCUUUCAACGGCUAUGGUGAAUGCUGGACUCACCACAUUCAGCAAGAUAGAACAAACCAACGCAAGAGAGAUUGAGCUGAUUCUCAACAGACAUCCACCAUUUGGAAACCAAGUCAAAGAAUUUGUCAUGCACCUCCCCAAGUACGAGGUCACCUUGGAGCAGCUGCCGAGAUAUAGCUCCAGUAUAGCUGAGAUUAUUGUGAAGGUGAACCUCAAAAACCAAGCACAGCUGCUGUCCAGGAGAACAGCUCCGAACCACCACUACGUGUCCCUGAUCAUUGGAGACUCUGACAACAAUUGUGUCUUCCGGCAAAAAUUUACUGACCUAACGCUGUUGAAGUGCAGUUGCUGGUCAAAGAAGAUCGAGGUGGCAAAGGCGUUAAAGGGAGAUGAGAUCAGUGUUAAUCUCAUCAGCUCAGAAUAUGUUGGCCUAGACAUCCAGCAGAAAUUCAAUGUGUAUUACUCUGGAGCCCGCAGGUUUGAAACUGAUAAUCUGUACAACACGUCAUAUGAUUGUGCUGGACGAAGGCCACAACAGUCAUCACCAAAUCCACAGUGUGUUGACAAAGCUGCACCCCUGAGGGGAAACACCACAUCUUCCACACAGCAAGAUGGUGGUAAUAAAAGACAGUGUAACCACCUCUGCAAGAAUAAAGAGCAGUGUGGCCAUGACUGCUGUAAAAUAGGUGUAGCCGUGGUAAGAAAGAGGCUGACCAACCAAGAAUCUGGGUUUUCCUUGUAUUUGAGAGAUCUGAGGAGUCGGUGUGACACACUUUCACCCACUCCUGUGAAACGACUCAAGAUGAAAAUGAAUGAGGAGUCUGUCGGUGUCGACAUGCAGCAGUUUUCAUACAAAGCUAAGAAACUGCCCGCUGUAUCCAGCAAUGCCAGGUAUCGCGGUGCUCCCACUGAGACGAGAACAAGAGAAGAUUGUUCACAAUGUUCACACAGUUCUUAUCAGGGUGACUAUGAUGACGAUGCUGCUGUUGUAGACACACACAGAACAAUGGAGAAGGCAGUCCACGCUGACAUCGCAGAUCAUAUCCACCAAGGUUCCAGUGGGUGGAGGAAUGCUGGAUUGGAUGCUGCUAGACCCUGGCAAGUGUCCCAUCAGGGCAAUCACAGCAACAAUGACAUACUGUCACAAAUACCAAGUGUCAACUUUGACCUUGGAAAUGAUUGGGACGACUGGAGCGAUUUUGAUGACGAGAACUUGGUUCAUGCCAGCGACACAUCACAGAGGUUAUGUGUCCCUGCCACAAGUGCAAUUCAUCAGUCGGCUGAGUGCAGCAUAGCCUACCUGAGUGCAGGUUACAUUGCUCCAUCACCACAUGUAACCAGUGCCAGGCCCCCACUGAGGUCAAUUUCCCAGACAGCAUUAAACAAACCCGAACCCUCACACAUCACAGGCAGACACGAGAACCAAAUAAAGUAUCCAAACAAGUUAAGUAAAGGGCUGGCAGUAACGGCACCAGAGAGACAAACUGCAACCUGUGUGGCUCCACUUGUGCAGCGGUUUGAUUUCUUCUCAACAAUGAGUGUGCCAUUUGAUGCCACCACGACUGACAACAGCAGCACCAACACCAAAGAAGAAGAAGCUUUUAUAGGGAUAUUUGAUGGUAUAUUUUAGAACUUCCGGAUGACUAGUUUACAUAAAUGCUCUUAAAUGCACGUUGCAGCCUGUUUGAAAUACCUGUAGGUAUAUUGUUGAUGUUUUUG
Messenger RNA from Dunckerocampus dactyliophorus (ringed pipefish), 10754 nucleotides. RefSeq names its product helicase for meiosis 1 (gene hfm1). The transcript is spliced from 41 exons. The record is from RefSeq and is a predicted model, not a curated record. The coding region runs from base 6193 to 10665 and encodes 1490 amino acids. Gene Ontology annotation, molecular function: ATP binding; nucleic acid binding. NCBI's taxonomy places the organism in Eukaryota, Metazoa, Chordata, Actinopteri, Syngnathiformes, Syngnathidae.